Messenger RNA from Electrophorus electricus (electric eel), 3939 nucleotides. RefSeq names its product XK, Kell blood group complex subunit-related family, member 6b (gene xkr6b). Gene Ontology annotation, biological process: engulfment of apoptotic cell; phosphatidylserine exposure on apoptotic cell surface; apoptotic process involved in development. The record is from RefSeq and is a predicted model, not a curated record. Lineage: Eukaryota; Metazoa; Chordata; Actinopteri; Gymnotiformes; Gymnotidae. Gene Ontology annotation, cellular component: plasma membrane.
ACAACGCCAUCCACUCGCGGAGUCUUGAUCAGCUCCGCGAAUUCCAUUCUGGACGUCAAAAGCCUAAAGACGGGACGACGAAAACGUGUCAGCGCUCAAGAAACGCGAGAGAGGCCGUUUUCUGAAGCACAUAAAGGUCCUCCUUCAUAGACCCUCCAUACUACAGUGGCCCAGAAAUUAUGGCUAUUUUGGAUUAAUGCUUCUCAUCAAACAUCUCUAUAAGAUCUCCUCUGAAAUGUGAAAGAGCCGCCAUCUGACACUCUCCACUAAAGCAUUUUAAUGUAAUGCACUGCUCAGGGAACUUCCUGCAGUGCACAGCACAGCCUACAGCCAGCUUGCAUCUCCCAACACAAAUUAGACUGAAAUCCAGUGCAUUGUAGGUCACUCCUGUAUCCUGGAUUAAUUACUUAAUUAAUCAUGUUUGUUCACAUGCUUACAAUUUCAGAGAAAAUGUCUAAUAACGAAUAAUCCAUAAUAAUGAAUAAUGUCUAAUAAUGAAUAAUCCAUGAAGAUAUUCACAAGAAAAGACCUGUGCCCAUGUACAUGAUUACAGAUAUUAAAUAAGACAGAUUUGUCAUUUUCUCGUGAAUCAACAGGCUGUGAAACUGCAGGGCCAUUCAACAUGUUCAUUAAUAACAGCCUGCUGUAAUUAAGAUAAUGGCAUUCAUGCUUCUUAUGACCUAGCUUCAUGUAAGGUUAUAAGACUACUGGCACCCAGAGGGAGGGAGCUGGUCUUUGUAAUGUAACAGUUGUGGUGUCUUAAUCCUGGUAAUGCCACCCUGAUGGAUACACAGGUGUUGAGGAUUUAUGAGGCUGAGGUAGAGGCUGGGCUGGCCAGUAGAAACAGACAACACAGGAAUGCUGUUGGCUGUUGUACUGGUAAACAAAGCAUGUCUCAUUUUGUAAUCAGAGCUUAAGGGAUAUGUGGUAACUUUUAUCUGUGGAUAAUGCUGAUUUUAUGGCUUGGCAAGAGUUUAAUCUCUCUCUCUCUCUCUCUCUCUCUCUCUCUCGCACACCCCAUUUAGCCAUAUCUGUAUUUGAAAGAAAUAACAGAAACACUGAAACAUUAACCUGAUAACAAAACUCCAUAUGGAUCUGUACUUUAGUUACAUGUAAGUAAGCUGUUCACACCUGCUCCACCACUAAUCAUGAUUCAUUGCAUGUUUCGCUGGCAUACAGAGCCACAUAGUAGGACCACGUCGCCCACACGGUUCCUUAUGCUCUCAAACUCGUAGGGAUUGAAUUAUUCAACUACCAGAUGAUACACUUUUUCAUGGCUUUUCACUUCAGUUAACGAUUAACUGCUAAACCACGGAAUUUCGUUUUGUUCCUUGUUUAGAACGGCUGAUUAACAAUACAUUUUCCGUAUGGUACAAAUAGACUUAUUAAUUGAUGGUACUGUUGCGUUCCUAUACAAGUUAUGAUCAUUUUCAUAAACGCCGAUAACGAGACGAAGUUGUUAGUUACUUGAAAAUAAAGGUAGAUAUGUUAUAACUGCGUAAGACUGAAAACGCCGAGCAAUGCCUUUUUGUUUUGCUCUGUCCAAGGUUGUGUUUUGAAAGUUGUGAACUUAUUUUAUCCCAGGAACCUCUGUGAACGUGUGACUCUACACCAGAAUAUUUAAUUUCUGUGAGUGUAAAGGGUUAACAAAAUACGAGCGGCGUGUUCGCUACCGCAUUACAUCAUUCGCGAGUCCCCAGUUUUUUAAGGUUUAAAGCGAAACACUAGGUGGCAUCGUCAAUGAGUAGACAAGCGUGUCUCCGUUAUGGGACAUCGACCAAGGAAUAGUCUGUCUUGCCAUUUGUGCUGUGCGGCUCAGGGAAAGGUCCGGCGCUCGCUGCGCAUCACAGCAGGGACACUGCCUCACAAACUGCGCAGGUGACAGAUGCAGAGCACCCUUUCAACAGCUUGUUUUUGAGAGCUUAAUCUCUAACCUGAAGUAACAGGCAAACCCAGAUCAGGUGUUCGGGUCGCAGCAGGUUUGGGGUCUUGCGCUGAAAGAGGAUGCUCAGCUUCUGGUGCGUUAUUGGGCACUCUAAGGAUCCGGUGGUCGAUGUUGCAUCACGGUCGCCCCCAAACUAGAUGGCUACCUCAUUAGGGGUACCCUCGCAAAACAGGUGUCAGGGAAGUGACGUCGCGAACCCCGGAAGCCGGAGGUGGGAGCUUCAGAGAGAAAGAUGGCAGCGAAAUCCGAUGGACGGGGGGUCGUCACCGGGUUCGCCCAGCUGCACAACCUGGACGAGGCGGUGGGGACAGGCGAGGACUACCCGAGAGAGGGCAGCUCCCUUCAUAUCUGUCACUGCUGCAACACCUCUUCAUGUUACUGGGGCUGUCGGAGUGCUUGCCUGCAUUACCUCCUGGGGAAGGGGAGAGACGUCAGGCGGCCACCUCGGGAGGAGCGCCUCUGGUUGGACUGCCUUUGGAUCGUCCUGGCUCUGUUAGUCUUCUUCUGGGACGUGGGCACUGAUCUGUGGCUUGCGGUCGACUACUACACUAAGCAGGACUACCUCUGGUUCGGCCUCACGUUGUUUUUUGUGCUGGUUCCAUCGGUGCUGGUCCAAAUCUUGAGCUUCAGGUGGUUCGUGCAGGAUUAUACUGGAGGAGGCUUGGGGUCCGUGGAAGGUCUCAGCAGCCGGAAAGCUACGGUGGGUUUGAGCGCAGGGACCCGCGGCAAGGGAAGGUGCUGUCACAUAUCCGUAUGGAUCUGGCAGACGGUCAUACACAUCCUCCAGAUGGGACAAGUGUGGAGGUAUAUCCGGACCAUGUACCUGGGCAUACAGAGUCGAAGGCAAAAGGAGAACCAGAGACGUUUCUACUGGGCCAUGAUGUACGAAUAUGCAGACGUGAACAUGCUUCGACUCCUCGAGACCUUUCUGGAGAGUGCUCCACAGCUGGUGCUCCAGCUCUGCAUCAUGAUCCACAAGAACCGCGCUGAGACACUGCAGUGCAUGUCUGCCGUUGCCUCCCUCUUAUCUCUCUCUUGGGUGCUGGCCUCCUACCACAAGCUUCUGCGCGACUCUCGCGAUGACCAAAAGAGCAUGAGCUACCGGGGAGCUCUGGUCCAGCUCCUGUGGCGUCUCUUCACCAUCUCAUCACGAGCACUCUCCUUUGCGCUCUUUGCCUCGGUUUUCCAUCUCUACUUUGGCAUUUUUGUAGUGCUGCACUGGUGUGCUAUGGCCUUCUGGGUAAUCCAUGGUGGCACUGACUUUUGCAUGUCAAAGUGGGAGGAGGUGCUAUUCAACAUGGUGGUCGGCGUGGUCUACAUCUUCUGUUGGUUCAACGUGAAGGAGGGCAGGACCCGAUACCGAAUGGUGGCCUAUUACUCGCUGGUGCUGGUGGAGAACACCAUCCUGACUGCCCUGUGGUACACAUACAGAGACCCAGCCACCACCGACUCCUAUGCCGCAUCUGUUCUCUGCGGAGUCUUCCUGUGCUUCGCCUCAGGGGUGGUCUGCAUGGUCCUCUACUAUGGGGUCUUGCACCCCAUGAGGCCCAGGCUGAGGGUCCUGGCCAGCUCCUGCUGUGCUGAGCUCCUCUGGGGCCUUCCCUUGCCUCCUGAGGCUGAGCCUAUGGCCCCUACCCCAGGGCCUCGAGGUUCUCAAGCCACCCCUACCCGGGGCAUGGCUUCAGGGGACUAUGGAGAGCCGGAAGAGGCUGCCACGGAUACCUGCUUGCCUGUGUUCCAAGUGAGGCCCACAGAGCCCACUGAUGCAGCAGGCAGGCCCAUUCGCCCUGAGGGGCCCCUAAUUAAGAUUGACAUGCCUAGAAAGCGCUACCCAGCCUGGGAUGCGCACUUUGUGGACCGGCGCCUGCGGCGGACCAUAAAUAUCCUCCAGUACAUCAGCCCAAAUGCAGUGGGCAUCAGGUACAGGGAUGGGCCACUCCUCUAUGAGCUGCUCCAGUAUGAGUCCUCCCUAUAAAGGCUCUCUCUGCCCUCUC